This is a messenger RNA of Exophiala viscosa, 603 nucleotides long. RefSeq names its product 50S ribosomal protein L7/L12. Gene Ontology annotation, biological process: translation. The record is from RefSeq and is a predicted model, not a curated record. NCBI's taxonomy places the organism in Eukaryota, Fungi, Ascomycota, Eurotiomycetes, Chaetothyriales, Herpotrichiellaceae. The transcript has 2 exons. The coding region runs from base 1 to 603 and encodes 200 amino acids. Gene Ontology annotation, molecular function: structural constituent of ribosome; mRNA binding. Gene Ontology annotation, cellular component: ribosome; mitochondrial large ribosomal subunit.
AUGUCCGCGCCUAUAUCCUCCGCAACAUACCGUUGCUGCCAGCUUGCAGCUCGAGCACAGAAACGAAGCCUCUCCUCCCAAUGCCUGCGCCUUUCCUCCACAAGCUCUCCCGACCAAGCAAGACGGCGGAACAAUCAAACCAUCUCGAGGGCGACGAGGAGAUGGCAGUCGACCGAUGCGGCGGCAUCAACAAAUCCUAAGAUUACUGGUAUUGUGGACCAAAUAUCGCAGUUGACUCUGCUUGAGACUGCGGAUCUAGUUGCGAGCUUAAAGUCUCGACUGAACAUUCCUGAUAUGGCUUUCGCCGCACCCGCCGCCGCUCCUGGUGCAGGCGGUGCUGCUCCCGCCGCCGUUGAAGAGGAAGAAGCCGCCCCUGCCGCAGCCGAGAAGACCAUGUUCGCCGUGAAACUGCAAUCGUUCGAGGCGACCUCCAAACCGAAGGUCAUCAAAGAAGUCAAGAGCAUGCUCGGCCUCAGUUUGGUGGACAGCAAGAAAUUCGUGGAGAGUGCGCCAAAGGUCUUGAAAGAAGGUGUCCCCAAAGAGGAUGCUGAGAAGAUUGUUGAGACAAUGAAGGCUUUGGGAGCUGUGGUCACUAUGGAAUAA